Messenger RNA from Morone saxatilis (striped sea-bass), 634 nucleotides. RefSeq names its product protein phosphatase 3 (formerly 2B), regulatory s1ubunit B, alpha isoform, b (gene ppp3r1b). Bases 109 to 492 code for a protein of 127 amino acids. The record is from RefSeq and is a predicted model, not a curated record. Gene Ontology annotation, molecular function: calcium ion binding; calcium-dependent protein serine/threonine phosphatase regulator activity. The transcript has 4 exons. Lineage: Eukaryota; Metazoa; Chordata; Actinopteri; Moronidae.
CUCUCUCUCUGUUUGUUUUCAGUUGAUGCUGAUGAGAUUAAGAGGCUAGGAAAGAGAUUUAAGAAACUCGACCUAGAUAACUCCGGGUCCCUGAGUGUGGAGGAGUUUAUGUCCUUACCGGAGCUCCAACAGAAUCCCCUCGUGCAGCGAGUCAUCGACAUAUUCGACACCGACGGAAACGGGGAAGUCGACUUUAAAGAGUUCAUCGAAGGAGUCUCCCAGUUCAGCGUCAAAGGAGACAAAGAGCAGAAGUUGCGCUUUGCCUUCAGGAUCUACGACAUGGACAAAGACGGCUACAUAUCCAACGGGGAGCUCUUCCAGGUCCUCAAGAUGAUGGUGGGCAACAACCUGAAGGACACCCAGCUCCAACAGAUCGUCGACAAAACCAUCAUCAACGCAGACAAAGACGGGGACGGCAGGAUAUCCUUCGAGGAGUUCUGUGCUGUCGUCGGUGGAUUAGACAUUCACAAAAAGAUGGUGGUGGACGUCUGACAACUUUGUGUUUUGGCCUCCAUUCGCUGAAGAUCUGCUUGAAGACGUCGUCCAGCAAAACGCUCUUGUCUGUUUUUCAAACGGAAGUUUUUUCUCUGUGAAAAAUCCCCUCCUCACCCCUCCUCCCCUGCUCCCCUGUCCC